Eurytemora carolleeae is the source of this 2095-nucleotide messenger RNA. RefSeq names its product zinc finger protein draculin. The transcript is spliced from 4 exons. Gene Ontology annotation, biological process: regulation of transcription by RNA polymerase II. The coding region runs from base 82 to 1839 and encodes 585 amino acids. Gene Ontology annotation, molecular function: RNA polymerase II transcription regulatory region sequence-specific DNA binding; DNA-binding transcription factor activity, RNA polymerase II-specific. Gene Ontology annotation, cellular component: nucleus. The record is from RefSeq and is a predicted model, not a curated record. NCBI's taxonomy places the organism in Eukaryota, Metazoa, Arthropoda, Copepoda, Calanoida, Temoridae.
GAAGAGGAUCAAAAUCAGAUAUUUACAAAAUUACAGAGCAUAGAAGCUGUGACUGAUGAUAAACGAGUAUUAAAACAUAUAAUGAUUAAUAUUCUCAACCUGAGGAAUGGAAUGGAAGAUAACCUACUCCUAAUCCAACAAAUCAACCUGAUGAUACAGAAGGAAGGAGAGGAGCAGAAGGGGUUUGAUGAUGUUAUCCAUGCUGCCCAGCAACAUAUUGACUCCAUUAACACAGUGUUUACGCUGGGAAUAUCCUGGCUUCAAGAUGACAUCAGUUUUGUUCUGAAAACUUUGGAUGAAGAUGAGUCCAAUGUUCUAACUAUUGAGGAUGGGGAUAAUUAUGAUGAAUGCAAGGAAGGGUUUGAUGGUGAUAUGGAGACCUGUGAGGAUGUAAAGAUAGAUAUGGACGAACUGGAGAACACUGUGAAGCAACUUAAUCAAGAUUUAAAAAAAGAAUCGAAUGAAGAAAUGAAAGAUGUUGAUGGUUCGUCUGAAAAUCUGGAAUGCAAAACAAUUCUUGAAUAUCCUUGUGAUCAGUGCGACUUCCGAACUAGCAAUUCAAAAGAUCUAAAGCAACACAUGGUCGAUCUUCACAGUGAUGUUUUGCAUUAUUGCGAUAAAUGCGAUUAUGUUGGAACAUGCAAGUUGCAUCUGAGAAAGCACAAGAAUAGACAGCAUGCUGGACAUAGAUUUCCCUGUGAUAAAUGUGAUUAUGUGGCAGGAACUAGACACGUUUUAAACGGCCACAUUGAGUGCAGGCAUUCUGAUAUAAAAACACUGUGUGAUCAAUGUGAGUAUACGGGAUCUAAGGCGCAAGUAAACCUUCACAAAAAAGUUAAACACGAAGGCGUCAGAUUUUCUUGUGAUAUUUGUGAUUAUAAAGCGACUCGUCUUAAUCAUUUGAAGGAACAUAUUCAACGAAGACACGAAGGGGUUCGAUACUACUGUGAUCAAUGUGAAAGUUCUUUUAGUGCAGAGGGUAAUCUAAAAAGACACAUAAGAAAUAUCCACGAAGGACAAAAGUAUCCUUGUGAUGAAUGCGAAUAUUCUGCUUCCCAUCAGAGUCAAUUAAAACUUCAUGUGGACGCGGUACAUAAAGGAAUUCAAUAUUCAUGUGAAAGAUGUGAGUAUGUAGCAUCUCACUCUAGAUCCUUAAGAAUACACAGAAUUUUGAAGCAUGAUGAGCCGGAUUUACCUAACGGGAAACAUUCUGGAUGUGUCUAUCCCUGUGACAAAUGUCAAUAUAUUGCGGGAAAUAAAUCAAAUUUGAGAAUGCACAUUGAAAGUAAACAUGAAAGAUCGAUGUCUUUUAUGUGUGAUCAAUGCGACCAUAUGGCGUCUACGAAGGGUAAUUUAAAAGUACAUAUAGAAAAUAAACAUAACAAAAGCAACAUAUAUUCCUGUGAUCAGUGUAGUCAUGUGACCCAUACUAAAAGUAAUAUGAAAACGCACAAAAUGAGACACGAAGAAGGUCAACAUUUGUGUGAUCAGUGUCCCUAUAUUGGGAAAGUUAAGUCUGAUCUAAAAAAGCACAAACAAAUUAAACACGAAGGUGUGCGUUUUCCCUGUGAUUUAUGUGAGUAUGCUGCACAAGAUAAAGCACAUCUUAGAGUUCAUAAGGAAAGUGUGCAUUUAGGAAUUAAGUAUCCUUGUGAUCAGUGCACGUUUUCAGCAUCAACUAAGGCUAAUCUUAAGCAGCACAAAGAAAGCAAGCACGACUUGAGAAAGUAUCCUUGUAACAUAUGUGAACACAUUGCAUCAACAACCUAUGGAUUAAGAAAGCACACUAAAAGUAAACAUGAUUAUAUCCAUAACAUUUUGCUACAAAACCCUGGUUAAACAAUCAAAGUUUUACUUAAAAAAAUAUUCGAACCAUUUUUGGGCUGUAGAUGUGUUAUUUAGUGGAUUUGUAUUUUUUUUUCAUGCAUGCUAUUCAAAACGUUUAUGAAGAAAUUGAGCCACUAGCUUAAAGUUUUUAUUCCCUAUAUCUUUGCAACCUUCGAUACUUCUAAUUAAGAUUUUUGAUCAAACAAAAGGCCGCGACGACAUUGGGCUGCAAAGAGUUUCUGGCAAAGACUCAAUUCCUAUGAGAUCA